This is a messenger RNA of Nycticebus coucang (slow loris), 1757 nucleotides long. Its product is annotated as cytochrome c oxidase assembly factor 5. The record is from RefSeq and is a predicted model, not a curated record. Gene Ontology annotation, biological process: mitochondrial respiratory chain complex IV assembly. Bases 117 to 422 code for a protein of 101 amino acids. Lineage: Eukaryota; Metazoa; Chordata; Mammalia; Primates; Lorisidae. The transcript is spliced from 4 exons. Gene Ontology annotation, cellular component: mitochondrion.
UACGGGAGGCUUCCGGUGUUUUCCGUAGCGGGCUUCGCUUCCCACCCCGACAGGUCGUAGCUGUUGGAGACUGGAAGGGUGGAGGUUGGGGGCUGCAGCGGGCAGGAGACGCCGUCAUGCCCCGGUAUUACGAAGAUAAGCCCGAGGGUGGCCCAUGCUCGGGCGUGAAGGAGGACCUGGGCGUCUGUCUGCUGCAGUCGGACUGUGUGCUCCAGAGUGAGGAGCUUGGCUUUUCUCCUGACUUUCAGCAUCAGAAGACCACAGAAGUGAACGUCCACAGGAAGAAAGUACAUAAGGAAGGAAAAUCCCCUCGGCAGUGUUUGAAGGAAGGAUACUGCAAAGCUUUGCAAUAUUCAUUUUUUGAAUGUAAAAGAUCGAUGUUGGAUACCAGAUCAAGAUUCAGAGGAAGAAAAGGUUAUUGAUAACAUUAUUGAAACCAAGGUGAAGACAACAAAGGAUUUUUCUCUGGACAUUAAAACAGCAGAGCCAAAUAGGAAACAUCAUUUUUGCUACAUCUUUUUGGACCAUUUUCCCCCCUCCAUGGAACACUAGAGAAAAUGGAUGAGUUCUAUUUUUGAAUAGGUAUAAACUAAAUGAUUCUUUAGAUGUGAGUUACUUUUAGAGCAAAAAUUUAGUGGAACAGUUAUGGGCUGAGAGCGUAAUAAAUGUUUUUUGAAAAUUGUUCUAAAGCACAAAGAAUGGAUAGAUUGUUAUUUUCAAACUUGACUCCUCAAUCAAAUUACACAGUUUUCACAUUCGGAAGGCCACUGACACAAUCCAUAACGUGGAGGCUGUCUAGAAGAUGUCUGUUUGGAAAGUUCAGGAUAAAACUUACUUUCAGUCUGUUCUAUUUAGUUCUAAAAUGAACUGUGUUUGAUUCCUUAGAGAAGAAAUACUUCAUUUGCACUGAUUCACUGAAGUUAGCAUCUCAAAAGUUUAAUAUCAUCCAGUAUAGGUGGAUGCCAAGCCUCAGAUGUUUCCCGGGAGCUUUAUCAGCAUGUGUUUUCCUGUUUCCUGAUUUCAUUUGCACACUGGCUCUGUCCACAUAAUGGACCACUGUCAGCCACAGGCAACAUCCUUAGAAAUUUCUGAUCCAAAAAGAGAGAACUUUCUUUUUCAGGGUCCACAAAUCAAAUUCUACAAAGGGACUCUGGCCUUGCCUGAAUCAGCUGCCUUUGCACUGGACCAGUCCCUGUGGAAAAGAGAUGGGGAUUGUGAUCUUGGCCAGGCCUGGGUUAGAUCAGAUGCAUUAUCAAUGAUAACUCCCAUCAGAAUCACAUUGGAUUAGUGGAGGGCCUUAUGCUAAAUGGAAAGAGACGUGGAACAAAAUGAAACAGGCGUUCACUAGAGAAAGCAAGAGUGAAAAACAAGUGGUUGAAAAAGCUUAGCAUUACAAUGAUUUUACUCUGGUAUUUAAUAUAGUAGAAAGCAAAUAGGAAUCCAAGUUUUCUAUUUAUUUUGUUAUUGAAGAAUAAUGAACCAGAGCUGGUUUAUACUUCCAUAGUUCAUUGGAUUUAAAGGAGUUGAGACGUUAUAUAGCUCACUUGCAUUUUUAAAGGUUCUAAAAGGCUGUAAGAGUUACACACCAGCAAGGGUCAUUGUUGUAGAAUAUCCCUGAGGUCUGUUAUGUGUACUGCUAUUCACCAGGAAAGGGAAAUUGAUGGAUUUUUUCCAAUAACUGUUAUACAUCUCUUUAAGUGCUCCAACUUUUAUUAAAAGUGACUUUGGUAAGAAACACUCUAAAAUGUCUUUUAAUU